CAUGGCUACACGUUCGUGCUUGAAAGUUCUAGUCAUUGAUCAAACAUCAGGUUCCUGGAUUCAAAAAGAAAACAAUCGCCAUGUCUGAAGUUUCGGAUGUGGAUAUGGGAGCUCUCCAGGCAGGACUGGGCGGAAUCACAUGGUGGGGCUUUAGCCCAACGACGGGCGUUCUCUCGGACUUGCCGAAAGAUGAGGGAUGCAACCACGUUCUUUUGGUGGGAUCAGGCGAUGGCCGACACAUCUUGGACUUCUUGCUGGGGCCAGAUUCGGACUCUGGUCAGGUGAACUUUUACGUGUUGGAACAAAACGUGGCCUUGUAUGCACGUCAGUUACUUUUUCUGGCCAUAUGGAGGCACGCAGAGGCCUCUGAUAAGGCCAAAAUAUUCAUGGAAACCUUCGGCAAUCUCCGUGUCUCAUCCAAGACCGCUCAUGCUAUUCGUAGCUGGAGUGCAAAACUGGAACAAUGGGUCCAUGAGAGACCAACAGGGGACACAAAUGGCUCCUUCUUAUCGGGCGUGGCUCUGGGAAAACUGAAAUCUAAAGAACGUGAUGAUCUAGCAGAUGUCUUCAAACAUUGGAAACAGUUCCCCACCGAAUACGAAGAUGCAGCAUCUGGAUUUUGGGAGGAACGGACGCGACGACUCCUUUUGGAUCAAUUUGGAGCCAGGGAAGGUGUAAUAGAUAUGGAUUACCGUCUCCGUUUAGUGGAACGAGGAGGAUCUAUCAUAUCUUUGCUGGAGUACUCGGACUGGAGACUCUCGGGAAAUGCAUUCAUAUUUGACGAGGAAAAAGACCAAGGGGAGGAGAUGAACAAAACUCAAACCAAUCCGACCUUAAUCUCCAGUCUUUUGGUCAAGGAUCCAUCAAGCCGGAAGAAGGUUCCUCAAUACGGAUUCUGGGGGGAUAUUGUGACGGGGCCAUUUUUUUCCUUCGGCUACCCAAGCAGUACCCAACCACUCGCCUCUUCAAUAGAUUUGACCCAAACUAGAUUGAAGCGAACUGCCACCAGCAAAACACUCAAUUACUUUCAAUCCCGACUGGAUUCCCGUGCCACAUUGAGGACGGAGUCCUCGGCACCUCAACCACACACAAUCACUUUCCUUCCCGUUUCCAGCGGAGAAAAGGACCUCUUGGUCAAAAGCAAAUAUCAUCAGAAGUUCGACAAAAUCUUCAUCGGAUGCAGUGUGGCCCAUUUCUUGGACAAAGCUCUUUUUCUGAACUUGAAGAACUCACAAAGGGGAUCAGAAUUGGCCGUGGAAAGUCCUCGCUAUUUGUUGCAUUUGGCGUACGAGGUCGAGCAAAAGUUCAAGGAGCAACUAAUUUGUAUCUUGAAGGAAUACGAGGACACUCACAUUUGCCGUCUGGUUGACGGGGAGAACGAAGAGCAACAAUCACCAGCGGCUGUAAUACGAGUAAAGGUUGUGCCCAAGUAAAGCAAGCUCCACGCUCAGUAAAUCGUUCUUCUACAUACAUCAUACUAAGGACCAUAAGAAAUAUACAUGCGGCAUGAUAAGUUCCGUCUUCUGAAUUGUGCCGUUCAUUGAAGAGGUUGAAGCAAAAGGUAGGGUCGCUCAGAGCUCAUCCAAAUCGAUCUCCAUGGUCUUCACAGAUUCCUGGUGAUGAAUGGUUUUUGGAGCUGGACAUCCCUCGAUAGAGUCAUUCAAUGUGUCAAUGGGCUUGGUUUCGGGGACAAGAAACUGGACAAAGAUUGCACCCAUGGCACAGCAGCAGGCAUGGAACAAAAACAACCCAUUCAGACCCAUGGUUGAGGUCAUGGCAGGAAAUUGCUUCAAUAAGAUGAACACUGAUCCAUAACGAAACAGCAUCGCCAGCGAGUUCCCCAUGUUCCGAAUUGCAUCGGGCAAGAGCUCACCCAUCAUUGUGUAAGGCACUGAUCCGAUGCCGCAGCCAUAAAAGAAGCUGUACAAGCAAAUGCUGAUGGCAGGCAAAAACUGGAAAAGAUGGUUCGAAAAAUAUCUCAAAAUGGAAACAGAGACCAUUAGAAAACCCUAAGAGUCAUACAUCAACGAGUUGACAAGUUUACUUACCUGGAACAAUAAAAAGC
Molecule: messenger RNA, 2065 nt
Organism: Tigriopus californicus
Lineage: Eukaryota; Metazoa; Arthropoda; Copepoda; Harpacticoida; Harpacticidae
Gene: Dnaaf3
Product: dynein axonemal assembly factor 3-like
Exons: 4
Coding region: 81-1433 (450 amino acids)
Biological process (GO): axonemal dynein complex assembly; motile cilium assembly
Source: RefSeq, a predicted model, not a curated record